Messenger RNA from Hippopotamus amphibius kiboko, 3161 nucleotides. It is a transcript of the gene TLL1, whose product is annotated as tolloid like 1. The transcript has 21 exons. Gene Ontology annotation, molecular function: zinc ion binding; calcium ion binding; metalloendopeptidase activity. The record is from RefSeq and is a predicted model, not a curated record. Lineage: Eukaryota; Metazoa; Chordata; Mammalia; Artiodactyla; Hippopotamidae. Gene Ontology annotation, biological process: proteolysis. Bases 1 to 3042 code for a protein of 1013 amino acids.
AUGGUGCUGGAGACGCUUUCCCCGGGGAUGCUCGCGUGGCUGGUGGCCACGGGGGCUGUCCUCUGCACGGAGCUGGGGGUCUGCUCCGGCCUCGACUAUGACUACACUUUGGGUGGUGACGGAGAGGACGCGGCGGAGGCGCUGGACUACAAGGACCCGUGCAAAGCCGCUGUGUUUUGGGGUGACAUUGCCUUAGAUGAUGAAGACUUAAAUAUCUUUCAAAUUGAUAGGACAAUUGACCUUACACAGGACCUCUUUGGAAAAUUUGGACACACCACAGGUGGAUUUGGAGACCAUGGUAUGUCAAAGAAACGAGGGGCCCUCUACCAACUUAUAGACAGGAUAAGAAGAAUUGGCUCUGGCUUGGAGCAAAACAACACAGUUAAGGGAAAAGUACCUCUAAAAUUCUCAGGGCAAAAUGAGAAAAAUCGAGUUCCCAGAGCUGCUACAUCAAGAACUGAAAGAGUAUGGCCUGGAGGUGUUAUUCCUUAUGUUAUAGGAGGCAACUUCACUGGCAGCCAGAGAGCCAUGUUCAAGCAGGCCAUGAGGCACUGGGAAAAGCACACGUGCGUGACUUUCAUUGAAAGAGGGGAUGAAGAGAGCUACAUUGUGUUCACGUAUAGGCCUUGUGGAUGCUGCUCCUAUGUAGGUCGGCGUGGAAACGGACCUCAGGCGAUCUCUAUUGGCAAGAACUGUGAUAAAUUUGGAAUUGUUGUUCAUGAAUUGGGCCACGUGAUAGGCUUUUGGCAUGAACACACGCGACCAGAUCGAGAUAACCAUGUAACUAUCAUAAGAGAAAACAUCCAGCCAGGUCAAGAGUACAAUUUUCUGAAGAUGGAGCCUGGAGAAGUGAACUCGCUUGGAGAAAGAUAUGAUUUUGACAGCAUCAUGCACUAUGCCAGGAACACCUUCUCAAGGGGGAUGUUUCUGGAUACCAUUCUCCCCUCACGUGAUGAUAAUGGCAUACGUCCAGCAAUUGGUCAGCGAACCCGUUUAAGCAAAGGAGAUAUUGCACAGGCAAGAAAGCUGUAUAGAUGUCCAGCAUGUGGAGAAACCCUACAAGAAUCCAAUGGCAACCUUUCCUCCCCAGGAUUUCCAAAUGGCUACCCAUCUUACACACACUGCAUCUGGAGAGUUUCUGUGACCCCAGGAGAGAAGAUUGUCUUAAAUUUUACUACAAUGGACCUAUACAAAAGUAGUUUGUGCUGGUAUGAUUACAUUGAAGUAAGAGAUGGGUAUUGGAGGAAGUCGCCUCUGCUUGGUAGAUUCUGUGGGGACAAAGUGCCUGAAGUUCUUACCUCUACAGACAGCAGAAUGUGGAUUGAGUUUCGCAGCAGCAGUAAUUGGGUGGGAAAGGGAUUUGCAGCAGUCUAUGAAGCUAUCUGUGGAGGUGAGAUACAUAAAAAUGAAGGACAGAUUCAGUCUCCUAAUUACCCUGAUGACUACAGGCCAAUGAAAGAAUGUGUGUGGAAAAUAGCAGUGUCAGAGGAUUGCUAUGUCGGGCUGACCUUUCAGGCCUUUGAGAUUGAAAGACAUGACAACUGUGCCUAUGACUACCUAGAAGUUCGAGAUGGAACCAAUGAAAAUAGUCCUUUGAUAGGGCGUUUUUGUGGUUAUGAUAAACCUGAAGAUAUCAGAUCUACCACCAAUACCUUGUGGAUGAAGUUUGUUUCUGAUGGAACUGUGAACAAGGCAGGGUUUGCUGCCAAUUUUUUUAAAGAGGAAGACGAGUGUGCCAAGCCUGACCGUGGAGGCUGUGAGCAGCGCUGUCUGAACACGCUGGGCAGUUACCAGUGUUCCUGUGAGCCCGGCUACGAGCUGGGACUUGACAGAAGGACCUGUGAAGCGGCUUGUGGCGGACUCCUUACAACACUGAAUGGCACCAUAACCACCCCAGGAUGGCCCAGGGAGUACCCUCCCAACAAACACUGUGUGUGGCAAGUUGUCGCACCAACACAGUACAGAAUUUCUAUGAAGUUUGAGCUUUUUGAAUUGGAGGGCAAUGAAGUUUGCAAAUACGAUUAUGUGGAGAUUUGGAGUGGUCUUUCUUCUGAGUCUAAAUUGCAUGGCAAAUUUUGUGGUGCUGAAGUGCCUGAAGUGAUCACAUCCCAGUUCAACAAUAUGAGAAUUGAAUUCAGAUCUGACAAUACUGUAUCCAAGAAGGGCUUCAAAGCACAUUUCUUCUCAGACAAAGAUGAGUGCUCUAAGGAUAAUGGCGGGUGUCAACAUGAGUGUGUCAACACAAUGGGAAGCUACAUAUGUCAGUGCCGUAAUGGAUUUGUGCUGCAUGAAAAUAAACACGAUUGCAAGGAAGCUGAGUGUGAACAGAAGAUUCACAGUCCAAGUGGCUUCAUCACUAGUCCCAACUGGCCAGACAAGUACCCAAGCAGGAAAGAAUGCACAUGGGAAAUCAGUGCCACUCCUGGUCAUCGAAUCAAAUUAGCUUUUAGUGAGUUUGAGAUUGAGCAGCAUCAAGAAUGUGCUUAUGAUCACUUGGAAGUAUUUGAUGGAGAAACAGAAAAAGCACCAAUUCUUGGACGACUGUGUGGGAACAAGAUACCAGAGCCCCUUGUGGCUACUGGAAGUAAAAUGUUUGUUCGGUUUGUUUCUGAUGCAUCUGUUCAAAGAAAAGGCUUUCAAGCCACACAUUCUACAGAGUGUGGUGGCAGACUGAAAGUGGAAUCCAAACCCCAAGAUCUGUACUCACAUGCCCAGUUUGGUGAUAACAACUACCCAGGACAAGUUGACUGCGAGUGGCUGUUAGUGUCGGAACAGGGCUCUCGACUCGAGUUAUCCUUCCAGAUUUUUGAAGUGGAAGAAGAAGUCGACUGUGGUUAUGACUAUGUUGAGCUCUUUGACGGUCUCGAUUCAACAGCGGUGGGACUUGGUCAAUUCUGUGGAUCAGGGCCACCAGAAGAGAUCUAUUCAAUUGGUGAUACAGUUUUAAUUCAUUUUCACACUGAUGACACAAUCAGCAAGAAAGGAUUUCAUAUAAGAUACAAAAGCAUCAGAUAUCCAGAUACCACGCAUACCAAAAAAUAACACCAAAACCUCAUCAGAACAUAAAGGAAUGGGCAUAAUGGAGAGAAGAUUAAUUUCUCUUUUAAAUGAAGAUUUUAGCUCAAAUGUUUUAUAUAAUGAGUUUGAGCAGAAGAAAACUG